AUGACGGCCUUUGCAACUAAAAUCACAGAUACGGGCUGGGCCCAGCCAUCACCGGUCAAUUCCGGUACGAUAACCCCUCAAAAGAAAGUCCGAACUCGGCAAACUGGGACCGCAUGGACUCGCUCCGGUUGCUUAACGUGUAAAAAGCGUCGCAAAGGCUGUGAUAAGGCUAAACCGAGUUGCAACAAUUGCAUCAAACAAGGCCGUAUAUGCGAGGGCUAUGGCUCUGUCUGGGCGGAGCCUUUAGGCCCGUCUGCGCAGGUUUUCAAAACUGAUUCUACUGAUUCCAACACUACAUUGAAAUCGAGAUCUAAGGAUGAAUCAUCACCAUCGCAUCUAGUUUCACCAACAAAUUCAACAUUCUCCGACGCAUGGCUGGAUACACAAUCAUCUAUCUCCCCAUCUCCAAGUGGAUCUAUUACUUCAUCGCCUCGGCAUUGGCUGAAUGAGAGUAAUAUACGUCAGGAUUAUGAUCAGGGUGACCAAACAACCGAGGAAGUUGUUUCGCAAGAAUCACUAGCAGUAGUCCCACGACCCCGGAACUAUAUCAGUCACUUAUCGGAUCACGAAUCGCACUAUCUCCAAUAUCACGUCCAACAAGGCUCCAGGCUUCUCGCCAACCUCGAAAGUGAUGACAAUCCGCUUCGAUCAUUGCUCAUUCCUCGAGCAAUGUCAUCCCCGCUUCUUAUGAGAGCCGUAUGCGCAGUUUCCGCCCUUCACCUUGCAAACCGUUCACAGGGCUACAGUGCGCAAACCGCAUCAGCAACUUUCUACGGCAGAACUCUUGAAGGGAUUCGGUCGGUGUUAGUUAAAUCCUCACCCGAGGCACUCUCGGAUGAUACUAUGCUCGCAGUGGGUCUACUGUGUAAAUACGAAAUUGUCCGAGGCAGCGUCAAGCAAUGGGUUGUGCAUCUCAACGCACUUCAGCGUUUAAUCGCUACCCGCGGAGGCUUGCAGUCGAUGGAUCCAGAUGCGGCACAUUUCUUAAGAGGCCUAUAUCUAUAUGCGUAUAAUAUGGCCCGAAUCAGCAAUCGGAAACGAAUCACUGCUGCUGAGCCCUGUCCCGCAGAUACAGACCUCGGUGCACCCAGAUUGGAUAUCUACAUCGGGUACACAGAGGAAAUCCUUAAAUUAUGCGCACGCAUCGCCGAACUGCCAUCGCUAGGAGGCGAUUUAGUAUCCCUCCGUCUGGCAAUAGCCUCCAUAAAUGAAUCUCUCCUCACAUGGUCCCAUACCUCUAUCCCUUAUAUUAUUCCUCAAGGCCUUACACCCGCAUCACUCACCCGCCUUCAACUCGUCGCCGAAUGUUACCGCGAUGCAGGAUUCAUCUACCUACACUCGAUUUUGGAACAUAUGAGUCUGAAAUCAAGGAACAAAAACGCUUCUGCUCUAUACUACACAGAAUGGGCACCUCUCAUCUUCGCGCCAAAAUCCGUUGCCGUCCACCGCUGCCUCGCGCGUGUGGAAACUUUCCCGUUAGACGACCACUGCGAGUCCUCGGCACUUACAUUCCCGCUGUUUAUUGCGGGCGCUGAGAGUGAUGUACUUGCACACCGGAGCCUUGUUACCCAGUCACUUGCUAAGCUACAAAGUAAUUUUGGGAUUGGGAAUGUCAAGCGUGCGGAGGAGGUACUUAGGAUUUUGUGGGCGAGGAAAGAUGCUAAUGCCCUCGAGGGAAUCAUUCUUGGGGAGCCAAGUGUAAAUGCGAAUGCGCAGAGUUCGCAUUGGUUGGAUAUUUUGGAAGAGUUGCAGUGGGAGUUGAUUCUUGCAUAA
Molecule: messenger RNA, 1773 nt
Organism: Penicillium pulvis
Lineage: Eukaryota; Fungi; Ascomycota; Eurotiomycetes; Eurotiales; Aspergillaceae
Product: Zn(II)2Cys6 transcription factor
Exons: 4
Coding region: 1-1773 (590 amino acids)
Biological process (GO): positive regulation of transcription by RNA polymerase II
Cellular component (GO): nucleus
Molecular function (GO): DNA-binding transcription factor activity, RNA polymerase II-specific; transcription cis-regulatory region binding; zinc ion binding
Source: RefSeq, a predicted model, not a curated record